AUUAGAAAUUUUCGGAAUGAAAAAAGUUAAGAGUUGUGAAUAUUUGCCAGAAGAGGUUGUUGUUCAAAUAUUAAGCAAAUUGCCAGUGAAGUCCAUUCUGAAAUGUACUUGUGUCUGCAGGUUAUGGAAUUCUAUCAUCAAAAGCCCUGAUUUCAUCUCUACUUUCUCAUCAAACAAACAUCACCCUUACAUCUUACUGCUUCACUCCCAUAGUUAUAACCACCAAUUCUCUAUGCGUUUCGACAACAAAGAUUUCGAUGAGUACCUGACUCUCCAACCACUUCUCCACCCAGCCAGCAACGUCUAUGAUGUGCUUGUGGUUGCUUCUAAUGGUCUUGUGUGCCUCUAUUAUGCGUAUCGAGGCGUUGGACGCUACAUACAUAAGUUGGUUAUUUGGAAUCCUUCGAUUAGAAAAACAUUGAUGGUACCUGAACCUACUUCUCGUCUUCUUGGUAUGAAUUCUGCAAAUUUACUUGGGUUCGGGUUUGAUUCAAGAACCAACGAUUACAAAUUAUUGUUGGCUCGGUUCACGGAGAACUCUAUUAAUAUCAAGGAUAUGGUUCUCUAUUCACUAAACUCUAAUUCUUGGAAAAAAAAUUACUAAUGUUGCUCUCAAGUACAGGAAUGAUAUAUAUUGGAUGACAACUCCAGCUUUUGUGGAUGGUAGAUUUCAUUGGCCUCUAAUUACUAAGAAAAAGAAUGCGGUUUUGGUGUUUGACUUAAGAGAUGAGACGUUUCAAGAGAUAUCACUACCUGAAUGUUUGGAAAAUGAUGGAUUAUCAUACAUAAAUUUAAAAAUGAAAGCAUUUGGAGAAUCAUCAAUCGCAGUUAUCCAUCGAAAAAGUGAAUAUGAGUGUGAUGUAUGGGUGAUGAAGGAGUACAAUAGUGGUGAAUGGAUGAAGUUGGCAACAAUUGGAAAAUGCUGGAGAGGAAGGUUAGGGGUGCUUGAGUUUAGAGAUAAUGGUGAAAUAUUGGUUUAUUUUUACCGGGGCCAAUGCUUAGCCUCGUACAAUAUAAAGAAUGGACGCGUAAAAAAUCUAAUAGGUUUGAGCAGUCAAAAAAAGGAUAAGAUUUGUGGUUAUAGGUAUGUGGAGAGCCUAGCAUUACUUGACAAAGGUAACGAUAUUUCAAACCAGCUAUUCCUAGCAACUACCUAAACUUCAAAAAAAAAUGAUAUUAUAGCGGUCACAGAGGUGCGAAUUUUAGGAGAGAUUAACAUGUACUAGUGUCAUCGCUGCAGGGCGAUGCUAGCAAAAGGGAACUAAAACAUGCAACUGAGGUAGUUUAUGUGGAGCAGAAAAUUUGAGAAAUCCGUUUGCUUCUAUUGAUGUUUUUAAAUGAACGUUUUGUUGA
This is a messenger RNA of Mercurialis annua (annual mercury), 1353 nucleotides long. RefSeq names its product F-box protein At3g07870-like. Bases 17 to 604 code for a protein of 195 amino acids. The record is from RefSeq and is a predicted model, not a curated record. The transcript has a single exon. NCBI's taxonomy places the organism in Eukaryota, Viridiplantae, Streptophyta, Magnoliopsida, Malpighiales, Euphorbiaceae. Gene Ontology annotation, molecular function: protein binding.